Messenger RNA from Porites evermanni, 361 nucleotides. NCBI's taxonomy places the organism in Eukaryota, Metazoa, Cnidaria, Anthozoa, Scleractinia, Poritidae. The record is from the annotation of a GenBank genome assembly.
AUGUCACCAAAUCACCUGCGUUUUCCCGCGCUUAUAGUCGGCUACAUGUAUUCAUUGCGAGAUCCGAUUGGCUCGUUUGAAUUUGUUCGCGCAUUGCGAUUGGUCCGGCAGAGGAAUAACCUUGGUUUGAGAUAAAACCCCUCAAACUCUACUUUCUGUGGCAUAACGAAUCCGUUUUAAUACUAAGAUACUGUAUACGGCUUUUGGUAUGUUUAACGUUUUGGUGGGUCUUAGUAUAUCCUUUUUCUUUCUUUUCUUUUUUCCUCUACCGACUUUUAUUUUAAAUGUGUAUUCCAGAAAUUCAUGGAUAAAAAUUGAUAAAAUAGAAACAAAUGAUCGUCAAGCAACACAUAUCUGUUGA